Messenger RNA from Trypanosoma rangeli, 1656 nucleotides. RefSeq names its product EF hand family protein. Gene Ontology annotation, cellular component: motile cilium. Lineage: Eukaryota; Euglenozoa; Kinetoplastea; Trypanosomatida; Trypanosomatidae. The transcript has a single exon. The coding region runs from base 1 to 1656 and encodes 551 amino acids. Gene Ontology annotation, biological process: cilium assembly. The record is from RefSeq and is a predicted model, not a curated record.
AUGAAUGACCCGAGCGUCUCCAUGGCGUACUCCCCGGGCGUCCUCAUUGGCAACUGGUACGAGGAGAUGCGAGCGCGUGAGGACAAAGUAAGCUUUUACAAGUCGGUGGCUAAGAUUGGUGGGACGCACGGGGGCGCAUCCUUGGCGCUGACCGAGGCCACCGACCUCGGCGACCUGAAGGACGUUGUUGUUAUUGGCCAGCCGCUUCAGUUGGUGAACGUCGCCACAGGGGCAGCGCUGGCGCUGGACACGGCCCUCCGCUUCGCCCCAAAACCCCCGCAUCAGUUUCUAGUGACUGCAGCCGACGCUCCGCAGCCGCAGGUGCGCUCGACGUGGGUGCUGCACCGGGCGAAGGAUGAGAACAAUAUCGCCUACACCAAGGAGCUGCACGAGGAGCAUGUGUUGCACUACGGUCAGCGGGUGCGGAUUGCCAACGAGGAUGCCUCGCCGGAUGGCUUCUGUUACCUGCGCUCCGGUGUGCGAGACAUUGGCCACGCGGGCCAGCAACUGCUGACCGCGGCGCUUGGGGCCUGCAAGGACGAUGUCUUUGUGGUGGUGAAGCCCGGUGAAAGGCGCGAUGACAUCUGCGACGGCGCCCCGGUGCAGUUGGGGGACGCCGUGGCCUUCUUCCACGCCGCCACCAAUCAACCGAUUCGCUGCACCCGGGUGCAGCAAAGCACGUCGUUUGGGUACGAGUUUGAGGUGAGCUGCAGCUUUCCGGAUGUCACGCACUCCCGCUCGCUCGCAGCCGUGACGUCGCACCCGGAGAACCUGUUCUUUAUCGGCGGCGCCACGCAGGCGGCGCAAAAGAGUGUGUCGUCCUCUGCCACCGCGGCGCUGCGAAGUCGCUCGGAUCGCUCCAAGGGAGUGUCUCUGAUGAUGAGUAGUGGCAUCGGGCUGGACCUUGUUAUCGCGCGCAUUCGCGAGGGCGCGCUGCGCUUUGGCGGCCGGUUGGGCCUUCGCACCUUCUCGAAGGCGCUGCGAACUGCCUGCAACGAGCACCGCAGGACGCUGCUCAGUCGAGAGCAGCUGCUCCGCGGCGUUCACCUUAUGGGCGUGGUGAUGCAGCCAAUGGAACUGGACGCCGUGUUCAAGAGGCUUGACCGUGUCGGGGACGGCCUCGUUGUGGCGCAGGAUUUCCUUCGCGAGGUGCGGGGGGACGCGCCUCCGCACCGGCUAGACGCCGUUAUCGAGGCUUUUCAGCGGCUCACCAUCGAGGGUGGCGGCUCCGUCGACUACAAGGAUAUGCUCAGUCUGUACAGGUUUAACGCAUCCCAGCUGCCGGACGUGGAGGAGGGCGUGAUCAGCGUCGCCGAGGCCGUCUUCGACUUCGUCAAUAGCUGGCCCGGCAAGAACGACAUGGCCACCGUGACGCUGGAGGAGUUUGUGGCGUACUACACAGACGUCUCGCCGGCCGUGGACGAUGAUGCACGGUUUCUGGCGACGUUGCAACGGUGCUGGACGAUACCUGAAACCAACGCCUACAAAAGUGGGCAGCCCCGCCGGCACGUCACGGUGUUUCACACCGAUGACACCACGGAUAUCAUUGCAAUCCCAGAUUCCUUGGUCAUAGAUAUUCGUGAUGCCGCCAUUGUUCGAGAGGUGUUGCUGCAGCAUGGUGUGAGAGACAUCAAAGACAUUCAGGCUACCAUGUAG